Nerophis lumbriciformis (worm pipefish) is the source of this 3651-nucleotide messenger RNA. Its product is annotated as ankyrin repeat and fibronectin type-III domain-containing protein 1-like. Gene Ontology annotation, cellular component: spindle. Gene Ontology annotation, biological process: establishment of mitotic spindle orientation; regulation of establishment of bipolar cell polarity. NCBI's taxonomy places the organism in Eukaryota, Metazoa, Chordata, Actinopteri, Syngnathiformes, Syngnathidae. Gene Ontology annotation, molecular function: protein binding. The record is from RefSeq and is a predicted model, not a curated record.
UGUGGACGCUGUGAGGAAGAAGGCAGCAAAGUCCUUCACAAUGCGUGCAGUCUUGUUAGAAAAGCAGUAUUUGACUGGUCAAAGAGGAGGAGGAGGGCGCACAGAGGAGGAGCAGGGUGAACAAGGGUGUGCUCCAAAGUGCUAUAUUUGUGUUCAGGUGGUGACUCUCCCACGCAGGACACAAGUUGUCCAGUGGACUACAUCACACCGCAUGACUUCACUAACACUGACCACCUGGGAGCUGCAAUUCAAGUCUCAUCCAAAGCUCCAAAUCUGACCAUGGUCUAAGAAAACUCCCUCCUCGCUGUCUCGGGCCUCCUCGGUCCCUUCUCUCCCUCUCGGUCAUGUCCGUGUCCACCAGGAACCCACCCCAUCGCCAGCGCUCCUUGGGUCCUGUGUCGCCCAAGCGCAUCUACAGAAAUCUGUCCAUCAGACUGCGGGGAGGGGAGUCGUCCGUGGGCAGGGGAGCAGACCCAGACCAUCACCCGGGCAAGUCUGCGGACGCUUACAAGACCUUGUGGGACGCGGUGGAGAACGAAGACACCUUGGCCGUACAAAGUCUGCUGUCCCGAGACCACGUCCACGGAGGAGGCUUGUGGGAGAAGAAGCAGAGAGAUCGGGAGAAAGAGAGGGAGAGUGGGGUGAACCGGGUGAGCGAGCAGGGCCUCGUCCCUCUGGACGUGGCCGCGCUUACCCACAAUUCCCCUCUGCUGCACGUGCUGGCGAAGGCUGGAGCCAAGCACAACCCUGUUUUGUGCAGACCGGCAGACUGGGAGCUGAAGCUGGAGGACCUGGUGGCGCUGGCGAAGAGGAAGGUGGAGGAGAGGAAGCAGGAGUUAGUGAGGAAGGCGGGUGCAGGGUCUCAGGCGCAGGCUGAUGUUCACAGACACAUCCGUCUAUGGAGUCUGCGGCUGCAGCUGUACUGUCGGAUGAAGGAGAACUUCCACAAAACAGAGCUGCCAGGCCCUCCCUGUCAGGUGUCUGUGCUGGUGACCAGCUCGUCUUCUCUCUUCCUGGUCAUCAAGGAGGAGGAAAGUGCCUGCACGGGACUCAUCACCUGCUACAAAGUGGAGUGGAGCGCCUCAGCAAGCUUCAAACGCAUCCUUGGCUCAGCUCAAGUCACAGAGACCAAGAACCCCUCCUAUAGCAUCAAGGGACUCACAUCUGGGGUGCAUUACUAUGUGAGGGUGAGUGCCUACAAUGUGAAAGGAUGGGGCCCCCCUCAGUGCUCCACUCCAGCCAACGCUGCCCCCUCCAGCUGGAGGGAGUGCAGCGGUGUCAAGUCCCAGUACAGGAACCAUGAAGGUCUCGUCAGGAAGCUCCUGGAAGAUGCCGGAGAGCCACACAGCAGAGUAUACUGCCGAGAGAGCAUGAGCAGCAAGAGUCCCAGCAAGCGUCUGUCCAUGUCUCGGGGCAUCAAACAACUGUUCCAGUCUGCUACCAAGUUUGUCCGUCUGCUGCAGAGGGGCGUGUACUUGGCGACUGUGUUCUACCACCAGGAGAACAUCCUGGUGACGGCUGAAGACCAACUGCCGCUGGUGGAGAUCCAGUGCUGCUCCACCUUUCUCAUCCACAACUUUGUUUGGUUUGCAAAGUUGUCGUGUGCAUGGCAGCAAGUACCUGGACUCCUGCAAGGACUCUCCUCCGCUCACUCCUCUCCAUCCUCACUCCUGCAGAACAGACACAGCAUCUUAAGAGCUGUCUCCCAGCUGCAGUCAUCACUGGGGACUAUGGACCUGGGCCAGGUCUACUAUGAGCCGCUCAAAGACCGGCAGGGCAACAUUUUACUCGUGACCUUGAAGGAGUUCCCACACCCUCCCAAUCACCCCGAGCCUCCGUUGCAAUGGAUGCCGCUGGCUCGCCUGGAGAAGAACCGGGGCAGAACUCCUCUCCAGCCUGAGCCCACCGCCAUGGACACGCUCUGUGAGCAGCUCAGGGAGAAGCUGGCCUACCACAGACGCAGCAACCAGUGGGGCCAGCCGGGUCUGUACGUGGGCAUCCUCAAACUGUGGAGCUCAGUGGAACACAUCCGGGUUCUGGUGCCCCAAAGGCUGCCCAAUCUACUGUGCCACACCCGAGUCAGACACAACGCCCACGUCAGCAGAGAAGAGUGGGCGUGGCUCCAGAGUAACGUCUACGCCACACCCGGCGACUGCAUCCAGAACCUGCUGGAUGACACGCUGGUGGAAAACGGCAGCUUGGUGGAGUUCAUCAGGUCCUUGAGAGCGGCCGUGUCUCAUCUCCUCGCCAAGCUCAACAUCCCCCUCUACAGGGCCUACCAGUACGGGGUGUACACCAGGGAGCUGCUGCAGCUGGGAGACAAAGUGUCCAUGCUGCUGCUGCUUCCUCCCAGUGAAGACUUCAGCUCCAGCUACUGGCCCCUGGUGGGCACCAAGGAGCCGGGCCUCACCAUGCCCCUGCAGAUCUUCGAGCUGGUUCACCUGCGGACGUACGAGCGGGACUUCCUGUCCCAGUACUGCCAGGCCUGGGUGAGACUGGAGCUGGACACCCACCUGGCCCAGCAGGCUCUGCGGGAGGCGCUGGACACCAAGGAGGUGCAGGUGGCCCGCCAGCGUCUCAACCACGUCAGCGAUCUUUCCCACCGUCUGGAGGUGGUGUGGCGGGAUGCUCGCUGGGUUAUGGACUGCCUCCAAUGCGUUCGGUCCAGGCAGUGGGUGGGGGCGGUGCCCCUGGGCUUGGUGAUGGGCGGAGACCCGCCUCCUCGUCCUGACGGGGAGGAAGAGGAAGAACGUCUGACCGCCAGCUUGAGGUGGCCCCAUCGGCUGCAGUUCCAGAAGGUGACCACAGAAAGUUCAGCUGGAACGCCUGCAGCCAACGUGGUCACGGCCGAGGUGUCGUCUCCGGCAGGGGACGCCGCAGUCGCCCAAGAAGCCGCGGCGGCGUCCCCGGAAGGCGUGGCCAAAGGAGGCUACCUCGUGGACAUCAGCGCCCAGUCCACCAUGGAUCUGACCUGCUUCCCCCCGUCAGAACUGGGAUGUGCCAGCACUUUACUGGACUCUGGACUGGAGCCCGCAGCUGCGGCACAGCUGGACGUGGACUUCACCGCUGCGGGUGAAGUCCACGGCGGCACGCCGGACUUUCCCGCCAGCAUCAGCGAGGUCAUCCGGCCCAUGGAGAUGGCCGAGCUGGUGCACAUUCUGCCCACCCUGAGUCUCAUGGAGGAGGAAACCCCCAGUGGUCCUUCUGCGCCCUCCGUCAUGGACAUGCUGCAGAGCUUUGGACUUGCUGACCAGGACAGCUUCCUGGACCCGCCCGGUGAGGACCACAGACUUCCUCCAGGAGCGGACAAGAAGCCAGGCUUGACUUAUCCAGUCAGACACCAAGCAGAGUGGGACACAGCAUUCAGCGGCUCGUGCUGAUCAUGUAUCCACAAAACCUCUUUGCUCAGCUGCAGGACGGCUGAUUAGUUCCUCUUCACAGGAACAGAUGAAACAUGCAAAAGUGCAGUUUUAGGUGUGUUUAUAUUGGAAACAUGCAUUUGUGGCUCUUCAUUUCUUCCAUUAGCUUAAAGAGAAACUGCACCUUUUGUGGAAUUUUGACAAUAAACCUGAUGAGAGACAAGAAGCUAACAGCUUUUAUUGUGCUCUUAACCCUUUUGUAAUGUUCAUAUUGUUGUUACUCAGCCAGCGU